CAAAAUGGAAAAGUGGAGGUUAUUUUACUUACUACUUCUACACAUAACAAUCAUAUGCUCCCUCGACUCGACUGUAGGAAGUUGUUUCCAAGAGCAGCUGAGACUCCAGGCCCAGUUGAGACUUCUAGAACACAGUGUGAAGCAACAACAGGCAAGAAUUGUGAACCUCUUAAUGGAGAGGGAUAUACAGAGCAGAGAUAAAGAAGGUGAAAGCAGUGUCAUCAAUCUGGGAGAAGAAACAAAGUACAAAGAUUGCGCCGAGAUCUAUCGUGCUGGUCAUAUACAAAGUGGAUUUUACAAGAUGAAACCACUAAAGAGCCCCAGUGGAUUCUUUGCCUACUGUGAUAUGGCAGAAGGAGGUGGGUGGACAGUCUUUCAGAGACGGUCAGAUGGGAGUCAAAAUUUUAAUAGAAAUUGGACUGAAUAUGAGCAGGGUUUUGGAGAUUUUACUUCAGCAAAUGGUGAAUACUGGCUUGGGAAUAAAAACCUACAUUAUUUGACUUCUCAGGGGAACUAUACCUUGAGGAUCGAUUUGUCUGACUUUAUGGAUGAACAGCGCUUUGCACAGUAUGAAAAGUUUCGAGUUGCAGAUGAGCAGAAUUUUUACAAGAUGAAUUGUGGGCAAUACUCUGGAACAGCUGGUGACUCUCUCACUGGGGGGUUUCACCCUGAAGUUAAAUGGUGGGCAAAUCACCAAGGGAUGAAAUUCAGUACCAAAGACAGAGACAAUGAUAAUUAUGAAAAGAACUGCGCUGAAGAAGAUCAUGCUGGCUGGUGGUUUAACAGAUGUCAUACUGCCAACCUGAAUGGCCUGUACUAUAAUGGACCCUAUUCAGCAAGGACAGAUAAUGGAAUUGUGUGGUACACGUGGCGUGGCUGGUGGUAUUCCUUGAAGUCUGUUGUCAUGAAAGUCAGACCUUCAAACUUCAGUCCCAGUGUAGCUUAGGGUCCAUUCUAUUAUAUGACAUAUUGAUUGGGUAUUGACUUUGCAGAUAAAUAAAGUCAUAGCAUUCAUAUAGUAUUACUUUAGAGACCAAAGUGACUUGUGUCAUAAAAUCCUUAUAAUAGCCCCAUGCGGGAAAACCAUUGUUGUCAUCCUUAUAUUGCAGGUAAAGUAAUGCAACUAGUCAGCAAUACCUGCUAUAUGCUAUACUAGUAUGCUAUGAUGAAGUUGAUAAGAUAUUGGUUAGUCAAUUAACCAUAUCAAGGCAUAAGCAUCAGCUACACUAAAAUACAAUAAAAUGAGACAAGACAAGACACAGUGAAGUGAGAUUAAAUAGAAUAAAA
Protobothrops mucrosquamatus (brown spotted pit viper) is the source of this 1287-nucleotide messenger RNA. It is a transcript of the gene FGL1, whose product is annotated as fibrinogen like 1. The record is from RefSeq and is a predicted model, not a curated record. Bases 5 to 946 code for a protein of 313 amino acids. The transcript has 8 exons. Lineage: Eukaryota; Metazoa; Chordata; Lepidosauria; Squamata; Viperidae. Gene Ontology annotation, biological process: negative regulation of T cell activation; regulation of immune response.